AUGGCUCUUGGACCUGGAGUGGACCAGCGAUCAGAUCCAGUACCGGCAAUGCCGUCUCACAACGCGAAUGGAAAAGGCGUACCUGUCUCAUCUCCUUCGUCAUCGUCCACAGCAUCUGAUACUGAACAUAACCAAAAUUCCAAGGCCAACCGUCCCCGUUUGGCGAAGCGGAGACCUAGUGCCUCCAUUCUGGUCCCUCGCGACCAUCCCGAAAUCGAGAUUGAGGAGGAGGAAUUCUCAUCAGAUGACGCCCGCGCCAUGAGUCCCAGGAGGAACUCUGCUGAUGUUGAGAGACUAGGUAGAGAAGCCAGAGAGUUCCUAGAAAAACAAGCAUUUAUCUUACAAUCAUCACUGCAAGCACUCGUGGAACGCAUUGAUGAAGUCAAGUCGGACCACGACAAACUGGAAAUGGAAAAUAGGUUCCUACAAGACUACAUUGGUGGUCUGACACGAACCAUGUCCGCGAAGACAGAGGUUACAUCAACCAGCGGCGUCGGGAAAGGGAAAAAGCCCCAGAAGUAA
Molecule: messenger RNA, 522 nt
Organism: Paracoccidioides brasiliensis Pb18
Exons: 2
Coding region: 1-522 (173 amino acids)
Cellular component (GO): trans-Golgi network
Source: RefSeq, a predicted model, not a curated record